AAUAAGUUGAUUAAGAAGAAAAAUGGAGAGCAAAUGGAGUGUGGUGAUGAUGGUGUACUUCGUUUUUGUGGUGAUUGCUGCCAUUGGAGGAGAAGCAGAAGAUCAUCUUUCAUGUGAAACGAAAUGUGCAAUCACCUGCAAAGAUUCGAUGUUCCCUAAAAAAUGCUCAACCAAGUGUUUGGAAAGUUGUAGACGUUAUCCACCUACUCAACUUCACACUCGCAUGAUUGCUGCUGCCAUUGAAGGAGAACCGAGUCUUGGAUGUAGCUUUAAAUGUGAAAUACACUGCAAAACUCCGUUCCCAACUACAGCUUGCUUCAAACGGUGCAUUAGAGAGCGCUGCGAGCAUCUUCCACCUACUAGUACCUUUCACUCAACUUCACACUCGCCGAUGAAGAGUAGAGGGCUGAAAGAGAAGAGAUGGUAGAGAUAAUUUAUAAAAUUGCCAAUUGUCA
Messenger RNA from Arabidopsis arenosa, 455 nucleotides. The record is from the annotation of a GenBank genome assembly. Lineage: Eukaryota; Viridiplantae; Streptophyta; Magnoliopsida; Brassicales; Brassicaceae.